This is a messenger RNA of Lachancea lanzarotensis, 1260 nucleotides long. RefSeq names its product LALA0S03e01266g1_1 (gene TRM12). Lineage: Eukaryota; Fungi; Ascomycota; Saccharomycetes; Saccharomycetales; Saccharomycetaceae. The transcript has a single exon. Gene Ontology annotation, biological process: tRNA methylation; wybutosine biosynthetic process. The record is from RefSeq and is a predicted model, not a curated record. The coding region runs from base 1 to 1260 and encodes 419 amino acids. Gene Ontology annotation, cellular component: cytoplasm. Gene Ontology annotation, molecular function: S-adenosylmethionine-dependent methyltransferase activity; tRNA methyltransferase activity.
AUGGCCACAAUUGAGCUCCUGGUGGCAGAUGUGAGCUGUUUGAAACAGAUCAAGACCAAACUGGAGCGCAAAAGCGCUUUUGUCAAGCCAAUUGUAAGCGAAAACGGGCUCAAACUGGUGAAAACAAGUUUGAUCAAAGAAGACCCACUAGUUAAAGAACUUCUUUCAACGUAUGGAGACAUUAUCACCGUUAGGGAGCAGAUUGGUGACACUGCAGAGGCUUGUGAUAGGCCUAAUGACCGUUUGUCUGAGUUUGCAAGCAAGUUUUUGAGGAAUACCGGAACUUCUGCAGAAGAGAUGGAGUCCUUACUGCAACACAUUCCGGUACGGUAUUCGCUUUACAGUCCACUAGUAUUGUUUAACAACUCUACAGAACGCAGCUUCUUGCAUUCCGAGUGGCAAGAGGCUCUUGCAAAACCGGAAAACGCAGGUUUUAUGCGGCGCAUGUUGCAGGAGCUUUUCCCCAAAUUCACCCAUGUGGCUACGAACCAACCCAUUGUCGACUACGAUGAGAUGCGUCGGCCAUUUCACAUCAUUUCGCUCGAGGGGGUACUUUUCCAGGGCAUAAUCCAGUCGCGGGUCCAGGAAACGCCCACUACACGCGAUUUUGACGCUUCUGUCUGGUGCCAUGUGGUUCAAAAUGGGAUACACCAGGUUUGGUCGCCAGUUUUCACAAUGUUCAGUCGCGGCAAUAUCAAGGAAAAGAAACGGAUCUUGGACAUCGCGGCAUACCCGGACGUUGCGGGCAACGACGUGGUCGAUAUGUACGCCGGGAUUGGCUAUUUUACACUGAGCUAUCUCAAACGUGGUGCAUGCCGCGUCUUUUGUUUCGAGCUUAAUCCGUGGAGCACCGAAGGCCUUAAGCGUGGCGUAGCCCUCAACAACUUUCUGGGUCAAUGCCAUGUAUUCCAAGAGUCCAACGAGAACUGUCUAGAGCGACUAAAGCAAUUCCAAACGGUACGAGCUCGUCAUAUAAAUUUGGGUCUUUUGCCUAGCAGUCGACAAGGAUACCCAUGGGCUCUUCGGAUAGCCAAAAAAUAUGGCGCAGACCCUGUAAUUACGCUUCACAUUCAUGAAAAUAUUCACGUCGAUGAUAUUGCCAGUGGUGCGUUCGUUCGCAACACAUUAAGCUUAUUGCAUGAUAUCGAACCCGAUUUCCGUUACACCUCGACACACCUCGAAAAAGUUAAAACGUUUGCGCCGGACAUUUGGCACUGCGUUCUCGAUAUUGACCUUACACGAGACCAAUACAACCCGUAA